GGUACUAAGGCAGCCACAGAAUAUGCAAAUGGCAUAUAUGACAUUGGGUCACCUGCUCCAUCAGUAUAUUUGGGCACAUUCCAAAUUUUACAUCUACUAGAAGACCUGAAGAUGGCACUAGAAAUGCUAGAGGAUCCUCAAGAGAGAGAAGCAUUACGGAAUCAGAUACCAGGGGAUACAGCAAGAUGUAUACGGGAGUGGCUGGAGGAACACCUGUCUCAGGUGAAUCAUCUUUCUUCUGCUAACAAUGAAACCUAUCAAGAACGAUUGGCACGAUUAGAGGGUGAUAAAGAGUCCCUCAUAUUGCAGGUGAGUGUCCUCACAGAUCAGGUGGAGGCCCAAGGAGAGAAAAUCCGGGACCUAGAAGUCUGUCUUGAGGGGCAUCAGCUAAAACUUAAUGCUACUGAAGAAAUGCUUCAACAGGAGCUGCUAAGUCGAACGUCACUAGAGACUCAGAAACUAGAUCUAAUGGCAGAAGUUUCAGACCUGAAGAUUAAGUUGGUUGGCAUGGAAAAGGAACAGAGUGAAUAUGAAGAGAAGCAGAGCAAAGCUGAGUCGGUAGUGAACCUGAUCAGUGAGCUACAGGACCAGAUGUGUAGACUACAGCUGGAAAUUAAUAGUAAAAUCCAGGAAAGAAAGUCUCAAGAUAGGAAACUUGAACUGACAGCUAAUGAUCCUCAGGCCAGCACAAGAUCAGUGGUAGGGAGCCUCACCCAGAAGAAUUGCUCUCUGUGUGAUGGUUUGCUUCAGGAACUCAAACAUCUCAAAAUUAAAGUGGAAGAGCUGGAAAAUGAAAGAACCCAAUAUGAAUGGAAAUUAAAAGCAACCAAAGCUGAAAUAGCCCAGCUUCAGGAGCAGUUAGCUCUCAAAGAUGCAGAAAUUGAACGUUUACAGAGUCAGCUCUCCAGAACCUUGGUGCAUAAUGAAAUUGCAGAAAGAGGGGAACUAUAUAGGAGAAGGCUAAAAGAAAAACAUCAAGAAGUUCAGCGACUGAAGAUAGGAAUGGAAUCGUUGUUAGCUGCAAAUGAAGAAAAGGCCCGUCGAAUAGAGGAGUUAACAGUGCUGCUAAGCCAGUACAGAAGGGUGAAGGAGAUAAUGUUAGCAGCUCAUGGUAAAAUAAGUGUUGUGGGUAAUGUUCGAUGUGUGGUCUUCCUGAAUACUCACUUAGGAAUCCCAGUAAGAAUUGGGACCCCAUUUUGUACACAGUACAAAACUCUGCCCGAGGAAAGCUCAGAAUCUAAAGACAAGACCAGCAGCGGUUAUAACAAAAGUGAGAAGAAGAGGGCUCAAAAGCAAUAA
Messenger RNA from Chelonoidis abingdonii (Abingdon island giant tortoise), 1299 nucleotides. NCBI's taxonomy places the organism in Eukaryota, Metazoa, Chordata, Testudines, Testudinidae. The record is from RefSeq and is a predicted model, not a curated record.